UGCAUAUUUUGUACAAUUUUUAAGAUUCCUUUGGAAAUAUUAUUAGAAAACCAUUUGAACCAUACGUACUUUAAUUUGAGUAAGAGUUAUUAAAUACUCUUUAAUUAACCGAUGUUGUCCUGAUUCGAGUCUAAAUGCCGUCGUCGGUUGGAGUUGGAGUUCUCCAGGAGUCCUUCCAUCUCCGAUGUGCACAAUCUUCGAACCCGAAUCAGGACAGUAUCAGUUCACUUACUGGCCACGAAAGCCUUUACAAAUUUGUCAGACCUUUUAUUAAUUUACAAUGGUUUAAUUUAAGGGAGUGAUGAAAAUAAUGGGGCUUCCUGAAUGGAUGUACUGGCUCUCAUGGUUUAUAAACAUAUUAAUAUUCUACGUGAUCUCGAUAGUUUUUAUAAUAUUGCUUUUAAAAAUCCAGUGGUUCUCCAAUAGGAGAAAAGUAUUUGCUAGAGCAAAUCCAAUUAUAUUAUUUAUUUUUUUAUUUCUUUUUGCAUGUGCCACUUCAGUAUUCGCGUUUAUGAUUAGCAUAUUUUUUAAAAAAGCCAGCAACGCUUCUGCUGCGGCAGGAUUAAUAUGGGUAUUUUCUUAUGUACCUUUUUUGUCCAUAAAAACUAAUUACGAAGGUGUUCAUUUGGGACUUAAGAUAUUUAGUUGCAUUUCUUCAAAUACCGCUCUGGGAUUUGGAAUGAAACAGUUAGUAGCUUUCGAAGCACAUGAAAAUGGUUUACAGUGGGACAAUAUAUGGGGCAGAUCAUCACCCGAUGAUAGUUUUGUUUUUGGUUACGUUCUCGUAAUGUUGCUAGUUGAUUGUGUAAUAUACAUAGUCUUAGCGAUAUGCCUUGAAAAUUUUUUUGUAGGGAAUCGCGUGAAGGAACAUGUGUUACAUAUUUUAUAUAAGAUACGUAAAAAGAUCAAGGCACCUUGGAAAAAAGAAACAACCACUACAUCUACUGUACAAAACAAAGACUCAAAUGAUGAUAAUACCCUAGAACCAUUUCCUCAAAGUGGGAUAGUCGUUAAAAAACUUACAAAAGUGUUUGCUGGAAAAGAAGUUGUAAAAAACGUUUCUAUGACAGUUUACCAAGACCAAAUAACAGUUCUUUUGGGUCAUAAUGGUGCCGGGAAAACGACUCUGUUAUCAAUGCUUACUGGGUCACUGUCACCCACUGAUGGAACAGCAACAAUUGGUAGUCGCGAUAUUUUAAAAGAAAAACAUCGACAAAAUUUGGGGUUUUGUCCUCAAUUUGACAUUCUGUUAGACGAAUUGACUGUAUCUGAACAUUUGUACUUAUUUUGCAAAAUAAAGGGAAUGGUUGAUGCUAAACUUAUUACAGAAGAAAUUGAUAAGUACGUUGAUAUGUUGAGCCUUCAACCAAAAAAAAAUGCUAGGGCAUUGACGUUAUCAGGUGGUAUGAAAAGGAAAUUGUGUGUUGGAAUCGCACUGUGUGCUAAUUCAAAGUUUGUAAUAUUUGAUGAACCAUCAGCAGGAAUGGAUCCCAAAGCAAAGAGAGGAUUGUGGGAUGUGCUACAAUCUCAGAAAGAUGGUAGAACGUUGAUAUUAACUACACAUUCAAUGGAUGAGGCGGAUAUUGUUGGUGAUAGAAUUGGUAUUAUGUUAGAUGGUAAAUUAGAGUGUAUAGAUACCAGCUUCGCUUUGAAAAAGAAAUAUGGGCUGGGAUAUUUUUUAAUCGUUGAAAUUGUACCGUAUGCAAAUGUUACAAAGACAACUGCAGUCCUAAAAACCGUCAUACCAGAUAUACAGAUAGAAACCGCCACUAGUUUUGAAAUAAAAUAUCGAAUACAAGAGAGUUAUUCUAAACAACUGCCUCAAUUGUUAAAAAUGCUGGAGGAAAAUGGUAAAACAUUAGAAAUAAUACGUUUUGGAGUGUCCUUCACUACAUUAGGAGACGUCUUUUCACAAGUUUUGGUUUCACCAUCUGAUCAAGAAGAUAAUAAAUUACAGGAAACAGGCAAUUUAAAUAUGAGUAUUGACGGAAGUGAGCAAUUAUCUGAAAUUUUUACCGAGGGAAGUAAAAAGAAUUCUAGAGGAUAUUCAUUGUAUCUAUAUCAAUUUCUAGCAAUGCUUAUGAAGAGAGCAUUUUUAUUUCGCCGAUCACUAUUUCUAUUUGUUUUACAAAUAACAGUGAUUAUUACUCUUACUGCGAUCGCCAUAAGUAUUGGCCGAGAAGCCAGUAACAUACGGCAACCUGCCUUGUCUAUAAAUUUAAAAGCAUAUAAAAACGCUACUACAGCAGUUACCGGACAAACUAAUAAUAUUUAUUACAAAAGUUACAGAAGAGCUGCUUUAAAAGAUAGCUCACAUUUGAAGGACUGGAAGGAUGGCGACUUUUCGGACAAUAUGCUACAUGAGACAGUAAAAAACAUGGAUCUUGUAAGAACUAAUUACAUAGUUGGUGCAUCUUUCCAUAGCAACAAUGUAACUGCAUGGUUUAAUAACAUUCCAUUACAUAGUGCCCCUUUGUCACUUUCCAUGAUAAUUAAUGCUAUUCUUGAAGAAGAAGUUGAUGCUCAGCAUCACAUUUCUUUUGUACAGCAUCCUGUAGACUUCGGCUCGAGAUCAAAGCUCGACCGAAUAUUUCACUCCAAAUCUGUAGGAUAUCAAUUAGCCUUUUAUUAUGGAUUUGCAAUGGCGUUCAUUUCGUCCUUUUUUCUAAUUGUUUAUAUUUACGAACGACAGAAUAAAUUUAAACAUCUGCAAUUCAUAUCGGGGGUCAAACUGUCAGUGUAUUGGCUGACUUCAAUUUUGUGGGAUGCCAUAAUUUUUGCUGUUAUGAUUGUGAUUACUAUAAUCACACUGGUGUGUUUUCAAGAGGACGGCUACAGUACUUCGGAUGAUUUCUGGAGACUAAGCAUACUUUUAGGGUGUUUUGCUUUCUCUUCGUUAUCAACAACUUAUGUGUUAUCGUUUGCCUUCAACUCAUCGGCAAGUGGAUUUGUCUGGAUGUCAGUUUUAAAUUUAUUUACAGGAGUUACAUCGUUUAUGGUUGUGGGGAUUCUAAGGGAUGAAAUAAUCAAUUUAUCAGACACUGCCGAUAGUUUACAUAAAAUAUUCAUUAUAUUCCCUCAUUACGCGUUGCCCGUUGCGAUGGCAGAUAUGCAUCGUAUUUUCUCGUUGCGUAAAGUGUGCUAUGAAAUGAUUAUGGAUUGCGCCGAUCGUUUAUCAAUCGAUUCAUCACUGUCCUGUUCUGAUCUUAUUUGCAACCGUGCUUCUGCAUGCUGUAAUUUAGAAACAGACUAUUGGGAUUGGGAUGAACCGGGUAUAGGAAAAAUCCUUAUAUACCAAGUUAUCGUCGGUGGAAUUUUCUUUAUUAUCCUGUGUAUGAUUGAAAGCAAUAUUCUGUCAGUAUUUCGAAGAUUUAAGACAUCAUUUGUGGAAAUUCACAGAGAAAAUAUUACCGAUGAUGAUGUCAACCAGGAGAAAAAUAAUGUGAACUUCAUACUCGAGAGUAACAUAGAAAAUCAAUACGCAGUUGUGCUGAAAGAUAUGUCCAAAACUUACAAAGGCAAUAUUGCUGUUAAUCGAUUGAAUUUGGCAGUGAUGCCCGCCGAAUGUUUUGGCUUGUUAGGGCAGAACGGGGCUGGAAAAACCACUUUAUUCAAAAUGAUGACGGGGGAUAUCUCUAUCACUUACGGAAAUGCUUGGCUAGAAGGUAACAGUGUAAAGGAAGAAAUUGGGAAAGUUCGCAAGAGUAUUGGAUACUGUCCCCAAUAUGAUGCCCUGCUUAACGAAUUAACCGGGAAGGAAAUAUUAAUAAUAUUCUGCUUAAUAAAAGGAAUUAGGUUGAAAAAUAUCAAAGGCUCUAUAACAAAAUUGGCCGAAUUGUUUAACUUUUCGGAAUACCUAAACAAAAAGAGUGGAAAAUAUAGCGGUGGAAAUCGAAGAAAACUCAGCACAGCAAUUGCAUUUACUGGUAAUCCGUCCUUAGUCUAUUUGGAUGAACCAAGCACAGGAAUGGAUCCGGCCUCACAGCGUCACAUAUGGAAAAUAUUGCACAGGCUAAGGGCUAGUGGGACCAGCAUUAUACUUACAUCCCACUCGAUGGAAGAAUGCGAAGCAUUAUGUACCCGUUUGGCUAUAAUGAUCCAUGGAAGUUUUAGGUGUUUGGGAUCGAUACAACAUUUGAAACAUAAAUUCAUGGGAGGAUAUAUUUUGAGCAUAAAGGUUUUGGAAUAUAAACUGGAAGUAGUGGAACAGUUCGUCAAAGAAAAUUUUAAAAACGCCAAUUUGAAAGAGAAAUUCGUGGGUUUCCUUCGGUAUCAUAUCCAAGAGCUUACAGUGCCUUUGUGGAAAAUGUUUUCCUUAUUGGAAGAGAGAAAACAAAAAACUGACAUUGAGGACUAUUCAUUAGGACAAGCGGGUUUGGAGCAGAUUUUCAUUUACUUUGUGGAAAGUACGGAAACACAGCAAUAACUGUCUUUUAUACAUGAUUAUUUACUCAAUACUUAAUGUAAAGUUUGAAUUGUAAAACCCUCGAGUUUUAAGUGAACAUAAUGGAUAUGUUCUAUAAAAAUGCAAAAUGUGAUAAAUUUAUUACCAAAUAUAUCUGUAAUUGUUCUUUUA
Messenger RNA from Agrilus planipennis (emerald ash borer), 4576 nucleotides. RefSeq names its product ATP-binding cassette sub-family A member 1. The transcript is spliced from 16 exons. The coding region runs from base 302 to 4426 and encodes 1374 amino acids. Gene Ontology annotation, cellular component: intracellular membrane-bounded organelle; membrane. NCBI's taxonomy places the organism in Eukaryota, Metazoa, Arthropoda, Insecta, Coleoptera, Buprestidae. The record is from RefSeq and is a predicted model, not a curated record. Gene Ontology annotation, molecular function: ATP binding; ATP hydrolysis activity; ABC-type transporter activity. Gene Ontology annotation, biological process: transmembrane transport; lipid transport.